This is a messenger RNA of Benincasa hispida (wax gourd), 708 nucleotides long. The record is from RefSeq and is a predicted model, not a curated record. Lineage: Eukaryota; Viridiplantae; Streptophyta; Magnoliopsida; Cucurbitales; Cucurbitaceae.
CGUCAUCCUCCCAGAAGAUUCCAGCUCAACCCAACGGGCUGUUACCGCCUUACCCAAAAUUCACUAUAAAUAUUCCCCAUUGGCUUUCUCAAUCUUUUCACCCUUCUUUCCAUUUGCUUUCGAUCUCUUUCACGCGUUCUUAGUCCCUUCGCCUUCUGAUUUUCGGUUGUCCGGUUCCGUUUAAGCUUUCAUCCAAACAAGGUUCAUGGUUGAAUUAGACUUCCAGAUCCCAUCUGCAUUUGAUCCAUUCGCCGACGCCAAGGAUUCGGAUGCCCCCGGAACGAAAGAGUAUGUUCAUAUUCGGGUUCAGCAGAGGAAUGGCAAGAAAUGCUUAACUACAGUUCAGGGUCUGAAGAAAGAGUUCAGCUACGAGAAGAUCCUCAAGGACGUGAAGAAGGAAUUCUGCUGUAAUGGUAAUGUUGUGCAAGACAAAGAAUUGGGGAAGAUAAUUCAACUACAGGGCGAUCAGCGGAAGAACGUCUCUCAGUUCCUUGUUCAAGCUGGUCUUGUCAAGAAGGAUCAGAUCAAGAUUCAUGGGUUUUAGUUGCUUUCUGUUUCCUGUUUUAUGCUCUUGAAGUGUUUUAAGGAGUCUGUGUGUUCCUGUUGGUUUGGUCUCUUCUCUCUUUCUUUCAAUGGAUUGUGUUCUGGUGUGUGAUAAUGGCAACUUAUUAUCAAUGAAGUGUUUGAUUUUGGGUAUUUGCCUUGAAA